UUCCAAGCUUAAAGCCAUAAACCCAAAACCCCUUUCCUUCCGAAGGGAUCCUAAAACCCUAAUUUUACAAGUCCGAACCCAAAUCCAAACGCAAUGAGCUCCUUCACCAACACCACCAAUUUCGACAACCUCAUGCUCCAAACCCUAAUGGGCAGGCUCCAAAUCCGACCCCCCACCAACAACUCCUUCCUCUCCCAAACCCUCGAGGAUCUUCUCCUCGACGCUGCCAAUCUCUCCGCCGACGACGACGAUGACGACGAGAACAAGACCCAGCUCGCCAAGGAAGAAUCCCGCCUCGAGAAGGAUAUCAUCCGGGUUAUUCUCAGCGGCAAGACAGAUUCCCUCAAGCCCAAUUCGGGUCAGGCCGUCACCAUCGGAGAGCACCACAUUUGCGUGGGGUUUCAUGAGGAAUCGGGUUCGGACUAUCGGGUUUGGGAGUGGCAUGGGCACAUCAUGCUCUUUGAUGAAGAGAACGGGUACACUCCUGAGUAUAUAUAUGGGAAUUACUUUGAGAGGCUGAUUGGUAAGGCUCGUGGAAGUGGUGGCAGCGGAGGUGACAGUGUUCUUGUUGAGGAGGCCAAGGAGGAAGAGGAAGAGGAGGAGGAUAAAGAGAAAGUUACUACUUUGGGGCUCAGGGAGUUGAUUGAUGGCGGGGAUUCGGGUCAGGGUCGAAUUCUUCAUCGGAAUAUCAAUGCGGGUUCUACAAGUUACCAGAUAGGCUGCGAAAAGAAGUGUGGCCAAGCAAUGCCUUGAAUAUUUAGCGGAUUAUCUUGAAAUUGGUAAUAUGAUAUGGCUACUACUACUAGUGGCUAUGAUGUAGGCGGGCAUCUCACAAGGAAGUAGAAUGAUUCUGCUACUGCUCAUACCAUCAAUUCUUCACCUUAUGGGAAGUCAAUAUAAAAUCCCAACAUCAAACAAGGACAUAAAGAUGCUGCUGCUACUUGCUCUUUCCAUCAAUUUGUUCGCAUGUUUGUAGUCUUAACAAUAUCCUACCAGCCUGACUGGUGGACCCUUAUGCUUGUUGAACCAAUAUGGCAUAGGUUGAUUUAACAACGAGGAUUAAAUUUCUCUUGGAAUAGAUUUGUGCUCUGGAUCUAGAGACUAGGAUCUUGUUUCAAGUUGGAUGCUCGUCCCCUAAAUACUGUUUUCUUCUUCCUCUUAUCCGUAAUGGAUUUAUGACUUGAGGGUUUUAUGGAAUCAUGUGAAAAGAGAAAAGAAAGAAAAGAAAAGGAGUUAUAGAAGUUGAGUUUAUUUUUUUUUAGUAAAUUUUAAAUGAUUUUUCUGAAUUCUUUCUCUGAUUCCUUCA
This is a messenger RNA of Malus domestica (apple), 1306 nucleotides long. RefSeq lists its product as uncharacterized. Lineage: Eukaryota; Viridiplantae; Streptophyta; Magnoliopsida; Rosales; Rosaceae. The record is from RefSeq and is a predicted model, not a curated record.